AUGCUGCAGCCUCACACUCCCACCGAUUCCGUCGUAUCUCUAGAAAAUGUACACUGCACCAUCGUAGCUACCCGGAAGGUAGAGGGACAUACCGACUAUGCCAUCCGCGUGCAGACCGAUCGAUUCGGCGGCGAGGACCUCGUGUACCGCCGUUUCUCGUCCUUCCUGCAGCUUCAGCAGCUCGUUCGUCGCUACUUUCAAGAGCAGGCGGUGUGUUGUGGCGGCGAUAAGAGCUGCUUGCUUGCAUCCUGCCUCGAUCGUGUGUUCGCCGACACUGAGUUCCCUGUAAUGCAGGGUCGCUUACUGGGUAAGAACUCGAAGAGCGUUGUGCGCGAGCGCGUGCUGUUCCUGAACGCUUUCCUACUGGAGCUUGAAGAGGCGCUGUGUAAGUGCCCGCCUGUGGUGAUGGCCCGUUGUGAGAAGCAGGGGUGCAAGAUUACCAAGUUACUGAAGAGUUUCUACGGCUGUAUCGGCGUGCCAGGCGACGACUCUAUCUAA
Messenger RNA from Peronospora matthiolae, 498 nucleotides. Lineage: Eukaryota; Oomycota; Peronosporomycetes; Peronosporales; Peronosporaceae. The record is from the annotation of a GenBank genome assembly.